AUGGGCUGUAACAUGUGUGUCGUGAACCGGCCUGAGGAACAGUACAGGAUUAUGUUCCAGAAAGGCAACAUGAUGCGUCCCAUUGAUGCCGAAAUAAAGGUUCAACUUAAAGGCAGAAGAACAUCUCACCUAUCCCAAGAUAAGGAUGGGCAUUCACAUGAUCCUCUGUUGCUUCAAGUGGUCCGGAAGGGACACCGGAGGAAAGCAGGCGCUUCAACAGGAAGUGCCAGACUUAUGGCCAUCACAGACUGUGUGGACAACUCCACGCAGACAGACAUCAGCUUUCAGAACUUUCUGGGUGCUGGUCGAGGGAACUGCACUGGCUGCAGCUCUCCGAAUCCUCCUCCAUCUCCUCCUCUGCCUCCGAUGGUGGAGUCAUACCUGCUGAAUGACCUCACUCUGGAGCAUGACUCUGCUGAUCCCAAUGACUACCUUGAUGUUGCUAACCAUGAAGUGGAUCGACAAGAAGAGCUGGAAUAUGAGGAAGUGGAGCUUUAUAAGUCCAGUCAGCAGGACAAGCUUGGCUUGACAGUGUGCUACCGAACUGAUGAUGAAGAGGACCAGGGUAUCUACGUAGGGGAGGUCAAUCCCAACAGUAUAGCUGCCAAAGAUGGACGCAUCCGAAAGGGUGACAGAAUACUGCAGAUAAAUGGAGUUGAUGUCCAGAAUAGAGAAGAAGCAGUAGCCAUCCUUACCCGAGAAGAUAGCACAAAUUUUUCACUGCUACUGGCCAGACCAGAGAUGGAGAUGGAGGCUCAAAUGGACCCUGAGGACCUGGAUUUUGAGUUACCAGUAGGCAUGAGUGUGGACACUCUAAACAGCUCGCAGUUAUCCAAUCUAUACCAUCAUCGGCAGCAACGAGGCCAGAUGGGUGUUCAUGAGGUCCCAGUACACAGCGAAACACCCUUGCUAAGCCUGGCCACCCUCAACAACAGCCAGGAGUUAGACAGUGGUGUGGGCCGCACAGACGAGAGCACCAAGAAUGAGGAAUCGUCUGAGCACGACAUCCUCCUUGGCGACGAGCAGACCAGUGCCUCCAAUACCAACACCUCUAAUACACCACACAGCCUUCGCAAGUUCAGGCCUGGCAGGGGCAGUGGGGGUGGGGGGGAUACUCCAUCACCAUUACUCCAUAUCAGAGAGCUUCAGGUCAGCACAGAUUCUCUGGAUUGUGGUGGUGCAGGGGGAGGAUACGUCCAUGAUCCAGUGAGCGCAAUGAUGAUGCCCGGCCUGACUGAAGAGGAGUGUGAGAGGUACCGAGAGCUAUUAGAGAUCAAGUGUCGUUAUGAAAGAAAUAUGAAGAACGGCAAUGCAGGGAAAAGCACUGAGGAAGAAAGGAAGGAGGAAGGAGAAGGGGAGGAUGAGGAGGAAGAAGAGAAAGAGGUGGAUGAAAACUCUAACGAGAGCCUGACUCCACAUGAGAUGGCACUCUUGGAAGAGGAGCUACGGCACCUUGAAUUCAAGUGUCGGAACAUUCUUCGGGCACAGAAGAUGCAGCAGCUGCGAGAGCGCUGUCUGAAGGCAUGGCUGCUGGAGGAGGAGGCUUCAGCGAGGGGGUCUACUGACCUACAGGGCUCCCCACACCAUGAGCUGUCAGAUAUCAAAGAACUCCCUGAGAGAGAGCGAUCAGACAAGGACACCAGCAGUGCUUACAACACUGGAGGAGAAAGCUGCAGAAGCACACCUUUGGUGAGUGAUCACCUCUCUUCUGUCACUCAGAUAGACGAGUCGGGUUCUCCUCUGCAGGUAAGGCAAAGAGACCGACCCAACUGGAGUGAGAGGGGUCGUAGCACUCUCAAUUAUUCACCUAGUAGCUACAAGAAGUUCCACAUGAACACCAAUGUCAACCAGAAGUUCCACUCUUUGUCUCGGGAGGGGACCACUCGUUCAUUAGCAGAUGGUGGUACACAGGGGAGGAGCUCGAGAGCCAACAGCAUUCAUGAAAGAACUGGUGGCCAUAGUGCUGAAUCUAGUCCUUACUUUACCCGACGACAUCACUCUAACCGACCUAAGCCUGAGCGCUACCACAGCUGCAUGCAGCUAGGAUCCUCAUUCACAGAGACCACUAUGGACAGAACUGUGGAAGGGGAGAGUGAGGCUCCAGUUGGCAGUAGUGGCCGGGCAAGCCCUAUGAGUUUAGUCAACAGCACUCUUAGCCCCAUGCUUCACACUAGCCCAGCAAAACACUCUUUGGAUUUGCCUCUGCCACUUCCACCUGCCUCACCACGCAUGGAAUGGAAGGUGAAGAUCCGUAGUGAUGGCACACGCUAUGUCGUAAAACGACCUGUCCGUGAUCGCCUACUGAAAGCCCGUGCCAUGAAGAUCUGUGAGGAGCGAAGCGGCAUGACCACUGAUGAUGAUGCUGUUAGUGAAAUGAAAAUGGGGCGGUACUGGAGCAAAGAGGAGCGCAAGCAACAGUUGCUGAGGGCCCGUGAGCAACGUCGACGACGUGAGUUUAUGAUGCAAUGUCGACUAGAUUAUCUCCGUAAUCGGGGUCAAGACCCAGGCAAAGAUGGCCAACAGGAGUCAGGUCAGGCCCCUACCUCCAUUCUCGAGAUAAGCCAAAAGAAGAGUUCGAAGAAGCGCAACCGUCGCAUCUUGGACAACUGGAUUACCAUCCAAGAGCUGCUGGCUCAUGGUUCUCGCUCUCCAGAUGGGACAAGAGUCUACAACCCGCUUCUGUCUGUCACUACUGUCUAA
This is a messenger RNA of Neoarius graeffei (lesser salmon catfish), 2700 nucleotides long. It is a transcript of the gene pdzd4, whose product is annotated as PDZ domain containing 4. The record is from RefSeq and is a predicted model, not a curated record. The coding region runs from base 1 to 2700 and encodes 899 amino acids. Gene Ontology annotation, molecular function: protein binding. Lineage: Eukaryota; Metazoa; Chordata; Actinopteri; Siluriformes; Ariidae. The transcript is spliced from 8 exons.